Messenger RNA from Babesia ovata, 1125 nucleotides. RefSeq lists its product as uncharacterized. The record is from RefSeq and is a predicted model, not a curated record. Bases 1 to 1125 code for a protein of 374 amino acids. NCBI's taxonomy places the organism in Eukaryota, Apicomplexa, Aconoidasida, Piroplasmida, Babesiidae. The transcript is spliced from 3 exons.
AUGCACGAAUGUGUCGGUGUUGGCUACCGUGGUGUCGCAGUACCAGGAGAUCCCGGCAAGGGUGCUGCUCAUCUUUGCGUCUGUACUCUGUCAACACACCUGGAUGUGCAGUUCUUCACCACCCAGAAGUCCAGUAGCGAUAGGACUCCUAUGAGCUCGAAGGUGAGGAUGAAGUCCGGGUAUGCGCCUGUGAUUGAGCCGAAGAUGUACGGCAUGAUAAAGUAUCUGUUCAACCGUCCGUCAGCCCCUUGGGUGAACUCACGCGAUGACAAUGGCGAUUUUGAAUGCGAUGUGGGCGAAACAAGACAUCGGAUGCGGCAGCAGUCUGAUGUUUGUGAGCAGCACUACUGCGUAGGCAACCGCCGCAGUUGCGACCGCGGUCACCGGUACACAUUUUUUACGCCGGUGGAGAUUGCUCGGCAGGAACCGUCAGACGUCGACCUAUGGCGUCUAGACGUAUUCCCCCGGGUUGAUGCGCAUCUCAAGCGUCGUUACCGUCGCCCUGUGCUGCGCUCGUUUUCGACACGCGCUUCAACGACGGCACUGGAAUCCAUUGCUCCACUGGAUAGGCGCACUCCUGCAGCAAGCAUACGCCGCUAUCGCACGUUCGCGAACGGUGUAGACGAGGAAGACGCUUUUGACGUUGACACCGACGUGCUCACCGGUCCUCGCAUAGACCGUGAUGGCCGCAUUAUAAACAAGAAGAAGAAAUUGUACUCUUACGGUGCGCUGGAGCACGUGGACGACUUUUUCGUGGGAAAAUACCACGUGGAAUGGACCGUUCGUGGCGUACGUGAGAAGUUGCGCUUCCGGCGCCGCGAAACUGGGUCGCCUCCCCUGCGUACGAGCAGGUUCAAGUUUGCUGGCAUCGGAGGUUUCCUUCUACGGUUGUGGCUAGACGGCCUUCCGUCGUCCAAGCCGGGCCAUAUCGCAUUGUCGUUCCUGCAGCAGGAGCACUGGACAACUCUGGACAGCCCCCUCAGCAUUUCGGUGGGCAACUUCACCAGGGGCCCCUUCUUCUUUAGGUCAACUCCUUAUUUCGCGGCCCUGAAGUCAUUUUGCCCUCUGGAGGAAGCUAUCGACAACAACACUCUGCGCAUUAGAGUCGGGUUGGCAACGCGUUGA